AUGAAAUUCUCAACUGUUUUCGCUACUGCUACUUCCUUAUUAGUUGCCAAUGCUGCUCCAACUCCAGCUCCUACCGCUGACUACGGUAGUAUUGUUGUUGCCGUUGAAUCUGCCAAUAAAGACAUUGAUAAUUUCGGUCUUUACAGCAAACACGAAGGUGCUGGUAUUAAUGGAGUUUUCCUUUCCCAACAAGGUGCUGACUUAUCUUAUAAUUUUGUCAACCAAACCGUUUAUCAAUCAUUUGAUGAAUAUGAUUAUGCUUUCAGUGUUGCUGAAAACAAUUUUGUUCAAGCAUCAAUUGCUUUAGGGGCCGAUAAAAUUGAAAUCAUUGAAGGUUACUUAGGUCAAAAUGGUAACACUCAAGGUUGGGCAGCUUGUAAAAACAUCAAUGACCCAUACCAAUACUCAAAGAACGAAUAUGCUUUAAUGAAAUUUGAAAAUGACUUUUCAGUUCCUGAUGAUUGUUCAUCAUUGAGAUUAAAAGUCCAACAAAUCUCUAUCGUUGGAUAA
Yamadazyma jaroonii is the source of this 510-nucleotide messenger RNA. The record is from the annotation of a GenBank genome assembly. NCBI's taxonomy places the organism in Eukaryota, Fungi, Ascomycota, Pichiomycetes, Serinales, Debaryomycetaceae.